This is a messenger RNA of Monascus purpureus, 1621 nucleotides long. Lineage: Eukaryota; Fungi; Ascomycota; Eurotiomycetes; Eurotiales; Aspergillaceae. The record is from the annotation of a GenBank genome assembly.
CUUCGCAUCUGCCUGUCUCGUCGCCAGUUUCAUCGUCCCACGCGUCUUACAUCAGCGACCUCCCACUUCCUUCGUGAGCCUGUCCCGGUGCCUCUUUGUAGGCGGGGAAGACGCGCCUGCUACGUGGCCCACCCGGUCGCAUACAUACCCGUUACUCCUCCCGUACCCGUUCUGUUCUACUUGCUGCUGCUGCUGCUGAGGUCAAAAUCGCUCAGCCCAUACCCAGUCCUCGACCUCGAAACCGUCCUCAUACCCUUGACUUCUCUGUCUAGAUCUCUUGUUGACGUGGUCUGCCAUUUUCCAGGAUGGUGCGAUCGCUCCCCAAGAAACAUAAUCCUUACAUCCUUCCAGAUGGUUCUCCUUCAUAUGAAGAUCUCGUCGCGCGUCGUCGCCUCGGGAAGACGCAUCUAGCCGUCAAACCCACGCAGAUCGGAAUGUCCAAUGCAACAAAGCCAGAGAACCUGGGUCCGUUUGAGUAUGCCCAUUUGCGCGCCCCGUUGCCCGGGGAUCUCAAGGGCUCCGAGAUCUUUCCGUCGUACACUCCCCAGGAUCAUCCCACUUACUUUUUGAUGCGUCGCAGUAAAGAUGGAUACGUUAGCGCGACUGGCAUGUUUAAGAUCGCAUUCCCAUGGGCUAGACUAGACGAGGAACGCUCAGAACGCGACUAUCUGAAGGCCCGAAAGGAGACCAGUGAAGAUGAGAUCGCCGGCAAUAUUUGGAUUUCUCCAACUCUUGCCCUUGAGCUAGCUAAGGAAUAUCAAAUGUAUGACUGGGUCCGUGCUCUCCUUGAUCCGACCGAGAUCAUCCAGAGUCCAUCGAAGCAGAUCACAUCUCCUCCCAAGUUCGAACUGCCCCCAUUGGAUACCGCCCCUGAGCUUCCUCCUUCCACACGUACCCGAAGUCGCCGGUCCGCAUCACCCAGCAAAAGACCUGCCUCGCCUCGCAAAUCCCGACAGACCAGGGCCGCAAAGGAAGCUAGCUCCGCCGCAGCAAGCGCAGCGACUGAAACCCUCCAGUCUACGUUGAACGCGUCCGCAACCACCGCAGAAUCCGAAACGAUCGAAGAGACUGCCAAAAUCGAAGUGAAAGUGAACGGCGAAGAGAAGCCAAAACCUCGUAAAUCGGGGGCCUGGGCCGCCCGCAAGGCGGCUCCCAAGAAAGAAGAGGAGAUUAAAGUCAACGGCGAAUCCGCCGAAGAGGCGGAGGAUGCUGAAGCCGCCAAGGCCACCGUUUCAACAGAUGAACCGUCGCUCCUCCCUGAGUUGCCUCCCGAGGCCAAUCCGGAGGCGCUGCUAGCGGAAGCGAAGAAAAUGGUCGAGAAAGCUAAGGAGGAUCUUGAGGUGAAAGGCGAAGCAGCAGAUUCUUCUGCGAAGAAACAGGCCACGAAACGUAAGACAGAGGAUCUGACCGAAGACGAAGAAGACGAAAAAUCGUCGGAAGACCGGGCCCAGCGGGUCAAGAGGGCCAAGAUAUUGGAGGAGAAGCUCAAACGCGAGCGCGUGAGGAAUCGCGCCUUGGUUGGUGUUACUGCUGCAUUGGCAAUUGCGUAAGUAUUUCGCUCCAUGUUUCGAUGAGUGGAUACCUGACUAUCUGUCUAGUGCAUCCCUCCCAUAUUUCUUUU